Batrachochytrium dendrobatidis JAM81 is the source of this 1104-nucleotide messenger RNA. RefSeq lists its product as uncharacterized. The transcript is spliced from 6 exons. Gene Ontology annotation, biological process: protein phosphorylation. The coding region runs from base 1 to 1104 and encodes 367 amino acids. Gene Ontology annotation, cellular component: mediator complex; nucleus. NCBI's taxonomy places the organism in Eukaryota, Fungi, Chytridiomycota, Chytridiomycetes, Rhizophydiales. The record is from RefSeq and is a predicted model, not a curated record. Gene Ontology annotation, molecular function: ATP binding; cyclin-dependent protein serine/threonine kinase activity.
AUGUACGAGGCAUUCAAGCGAGCCAAGGACUCUCGUCGACGGGGACUCACUGACAAGUAUACUAUCGAUGGAUUUAUUUCAGCAGGAACUUAUGGCCGAGUUUUCAAGGCUAGAAAAUCAAUGCAGAAUGGCAAGGAUAAGAGUGUGCCUCGAGUAGGACAUGCUGGUCAUGGCGAUUAUAGCACUUUGAAUGGUGCUGCUCAAGAGUUUGCUAUUAAAAAGUUUAAGCCUGACAAGGAGGGUGAAAGUGCCUUGUCCAGCGGCAUUUCACAGUCUGCUUGCAGAGAGAUCGCUCUUUGUAAAGAACUGCAUCAUGAAAACGUUGUUAAUCUUGAAGAAGUCAUGCUUGAUCCAAAGGAUCGCUCAAUAUCUAUGAUCUUUGAAUACGCAGAACAUGAUUUGUUGCAAAUACUUCAUUUUCAUAGUCAUCAUGAGCGUAAAGUCAUUCCGGAAUAUACUAUCAAGUCAUUUUUGUGGCAGCUUUUGAAUGGUUUGGCAUAUCUCCAUGCCAAUUGGGUACUACAUCGAGAUUUGAAACCUGCCAACAUAUUGGUCACUUCUCAAGGCAUUAUUAAAAUUGCCGAUCUUGGACUUGCAAGAAUAUUUCAAUCGCCUGUCCAGCCAUUAUUUCAUGGAGAUAAAGUUGUAGUAACAAUCUGGUAUAGAGCUCCAGAGUUAUUGCUAGGAUCUCGGCACUAUACAAAAUCCAUUGAUAUAUGGGCAGUGGGAUGUAUUUUUGCGGAACUUUUGAUGCUUCGACCUAUAUUCAAAGGAGAGGAAGCCAAGAUGGACAACAAAAAAAACAUUCCAUUUCAAAAAGAUCAACUGAUCAAGAUAUUUGAUAUUUUAGGCAUGCCUACAGUGGAAAAAUGGCCAGCUCUUGUGUACAUGCCCGAGUAUGGCAAUCUUAGAGAUAUACAAAGAUCCACUACUCCUAAUCUUCGCCCCACAUAUUUUCAAGGCUCAUCGCAAAGAAGUGAGCUUGGUUUCCAACUACUUCAAAGCACUCUAGAAUAUGAUCCUGAAAAACGUACCAGUGCCGAUGAUGCACUGUCACAUGCAUAUUUCUUGGAUGAUCCAAAGCCAGGUGCAAAGCAAGUAUAG